Molecule: messenger RNA, 2090 nt
Organism: Trichoplusia ni (cabbage looper)
Lineage: Eukaryota; Metazoa; Arthropoda; Insecta; Lepidoptera; Noctuidae
Product: GDNF-inducible zinc finger protein 1-like
Exons: 7
Coding region: 298-1533 (411 amino acids)
Source: RefSeq, a predicted model, not a curated record
UUUUUAACCCCCUGCAUGCACACAUGUAUGUAUACUCAUGUUUUAUAAAUAAAAAUAUCUUUUACCUUUUACUUUUCUUUUUGUCUCCUGUCAACUUUGGAUUGUGUCAAUUUAUGUAUGCAUAUUUUGUUGUCUUCUUGUCUUGUCAAAGUUGUCUAACUUGUGAGUUGUCGCUUGGAAUGCUUGGACUAAAAAAACCACAAGAAACCGCUUAAAAAACGCUGUCUGUUUUUCUAACAGAAUUCCACAUAAGUUGUUGGAAAAGUAGUGUUGCCGAUUAAAAACAAUUCAUACACAAUGGCGACUGAAGUGAUGAAAGUUGAGGUAGAGUUGGAGACGUGUUGUAUUUGCGGCACCGGCGGUGAACUGCUAUCGCCAGAAGAACAUGAUGCUGGUGCUCUACCAAUGCAGGUGCCGCUGCGCACGAUGCUGUUACACCUCAACUCCAAUAAGGUGGUACCAGAGGGACGGCUAUGUAGUAGCUGUAUCCGGCGUACCAUGGAGUCCUAUGAAUUUAGCACUGCAAUCUCUGCUAGAGGUGUUCCACCUCUGAGUGAAAAGAUAAGGGCUCUGCGUAGAAGAUUGCAUGAGUUGACACAGAAGAUUGAUGUCUUUAUAGUAGUGGGUGGUGCUGGAGCAGGAGGUACUUAUUCGGAGGAAGACAUCAUCAUGGUGGAGCGUGACACCUUGGCGGCAGCUGCUGCAGCUGACGAUGAGGACUUGGAGCGUGCUCGCAAUGCUAGGGGAGACUCCGUGUAUCAGUGCUCUGUGUGCCCGCAGUCUUUCCAACGCGUGUCGGAGUACCGCGCGCACGCGCGCUCGCACCCGGCGGACGCGCUGCACUCGUGCUGGACGUGCGGCGCCAUGUUCGCGUCGGGCGCGGCGCUGCGCGCGCACGCGGCGGGCGCGUGCGGCGCGGGCCCCGCGUGCGCGCUGUGCGGGCGCGGCGCGGCGGCGCGCCACGCGGCGGGCUGCCGGCCGCGCUGCCCCGCGUGCGGCGCGCUGCUGGCGUCGCGCCAGGCGCUGGCGGCGCACGCGGCGGCGGCGCACGGCAAGGCGGCGCGGCCCCCGCACGUGUGCGCGGCCUGCUUCCGCACGUGCGACACGCCCGAGCUGCUGAGCGCGCACCUGCUGCGCCACCGCCAGGCCAAGCAGUUCGUCUGCGGCUACGACGGCUGCAUCCUGCGCUUCGCCACCAGAAAUAACCUGAUGUCUCACAUCCGUAAGUGCCACUCGGGAGCAGUGGAGGUUGCCGCAGCGAACGACGCGAGCGCGGCCGAGCCUGAGCCCGAACCCGCCGCACCCGUCACCACCUGCGACACCUGCGGCCGCACGUUCGGGUCGGCGGCGGCUAUGAAGCGUCACGCGCGCGUGCACCGCUCCACGCGCCACGCGCCGCAGCCGCUCGCCCUGCAGGAGGAGGCCGCGGAGUGGGGCGACGAUGCGGAGGGCGAGGUGGAGUACCUGGAGGUGGACGAGCUGGACGACGCCGACUACGCGCACGACGCCGAGCAAGACGCCGACAUGAACUGAACUCCAUCCUACUUCAUACAUAUCAUUCACGUGGAUGUUAGGCUGGUUUCACAGGACCUCGGGAACCUCUGGGCUGACUGGAGUUCCCAGGAAGGAGACACGUGAAGCGCCAGAACAUCAUUGUGACGAGGGUUGUUCCAAUUGCUAUCCACUCCACGUUGAUCCCGUACUCUACCCUUACACAGGACCGUGGAUAUAUGGAUCGGCUUCCAUGGGCCGGAUCGGGAGCUGUGAAAUCAGCCUUAUUCCACCAAGCAUGAGUAGAUAGAACUUCAAAUUAUUGACUUUAACAGACCUUUAUCACAUACAUUACGACGAUUUUGACUUAAGGGUUUUAUUAACGAUUAUUUCACGAUAUGAGUAUGAAAGCUUAGUGCCUGAUUGAAAUGAAGAGAAUAAGGCUAAUUUAUUGAGAAGUGUUAAGAAAAGAUAGCAUUUAAAACUAAGACAUUAAAUACUUAUGAUACUUUUGUGAAAUAGCUGUUUCAUGUAAAAUUAUCUAAAUUCAUAUUGAUUUAAGAUGUAUCUUAGUCCAUUAUUAUAAAAUUGUGUUAUAA